GUGAUGGCUCCUGCAGAACUGACCUCAAAUUUUGGGUGGAGUGUGUGGAGUGGGGGUUGGGCAGGAGGAUGAAAUCUGUUCCUGGCUAGAGCAAGACUAGCCUCUUAUCAGCCAGCCUGGAGUAGAGUUGGGGAAAAGGCCUGCAAUUCCAGUAAGUCCAAAGGUGGCUCUGGCCAGGGCCAUUCGUUGGGUUCUGCUGUUGGGUCAGCUGUCUGACCUUCCACUCCACCCCCACCCUGCUUGAGACCUCAGAGCCUCACAGACCUGCAUAGUGCUGUGAGCACGAUCAUACCAGCCAGAAGAGGAACAUGGUGCUGUUCUGGGGGCUCCUGGUGCUCAGCGUGUCCUGCCUGCAUGGCCCCUGCUCUGUAUUCUCUCCUGUGAACGCCAUGGAGCCCUUGAACCAACAGCUAAUGGACGGGCAGGUCCAGGAGAAGCUGUCCCCACUUAGUCUCCUCAAGUUGGUCAACCAGGAGUCCGGUGAGCAGUCUACCCUGAAGAGGACCCCUGGAAGCUGCAGAGAGACCUCAACUCCAGAACAGACUCGCCAGCUGGCCCAGGCUAUGAUGGCCUUCACCAAAGACCUAUUCUCCCUGGUGGCCCAAACCUCUACCAGCCCUAACCUCAUCCUGUCACCACUGAGUGUGGCCCUGGCAUUGUCUCACCUGGCACUAGGUGCUCAGAACCAAACUCUGCAGAGGCUGCAGCAGGUGCUGCAUGCAGACUCGGGGCCCUGCCUCCCGCACCUGCUGAGCCGUCUCUGCCAGGACCUGGGCCCUGGAGCAUUUCGACUGGCUGCCAGGAUGUACCUGCAGAAAGGAUUUCCCAUCAAAGAGGACUUCCUGGUACAAUCAGAACAGCUUUUUGGUGCAAAACCCAUGAGCCUGACGGGAAGAAAAGGGGAUGACCUAGUGAGCAUCAACCAGUGGGUGAAGGAAGCCACAGGAGGGAAGAUUGAAAAUUUCCUUUCCGAGCUGCCAGAUGACAUGGUGCUGCUUCUCCUCAAUGCGAUCCACUUCCAGGGUUUCUGGAGAAGCAAGUUUGAUCCAAGCCUCACCAGGAGAGCUGUUUUCCAUCUGGAUGAACAGUUCACAGUGCCAGUGGACAUGAUGCAAGCCCACACAUACCCUCUGCGCUGGUUCUCGCUGGAGCAGCCCCCAAUACAGGUGGCUCAUUUUCCCUUUAAGAACAACAUGAGCUUCGUAGUGGUGGUGCCCACCCACUUUGAGUGGAACGUGUCCGACGUGCUGGCCAACCUGAGCCUGGACACCCUGCACCAGCCCUCGCUGUGGGAAAGGCCCACCAAGGUCCUGCUGCCCAAGCUGCAUCUGAAACACCAGCUGGACCUGGUGGGCACACUCAGCCAGCUAGGCCUGCAGGAUUUGUUCCAGGCCCCAGAUCUGCGUGGGAUCUCCGACCAGAGCCUGGUGGUAUCAAGUGUGCAACACCAGUCCACUCUGGAGCUUAGCGAGGCGGGUGUGGAGGCGGCAGCUGCGACCAGCACCAUCAUGUCCCGCAUGUCCCUGUCCUUGUUCGCUUUGAAUCGUCCCUUCCUCUUCUUUAUCCUCGAUGAUGCCACAAGCCUGCCCCUCUUUGUGGGUGUGGUGAGGAACCCCAAUCCUGAUGCGCAGCCAGAACCAAAGGAGCAGCAGGAUUCCCCUGCCAGCAGGGACUCCUUCCAGGACCAGAAAGCAUUUCCCCGUGGAGACAAGCUGUUUGGCCCUGACUUGAAACUUGUACCCCUGUUGGAGGAGGAGUACCCCCAAACCAGCAGCCCCAAGUGAAGGGGCCAUGCAGCCACCAGCAUCCUGAACUCCUUCCUGGACUAGCCUCUCAACUCCCGUGACUCUUUCCAUACAGCUUUGUGGGCUGAGGGGCAGGGGCUUGGGGUGGGAGAGGAGGGAGCCAUCCUCUCCUGGCUCCUUUUGGGGGAGUUGGGGAUGGUCUGGGGCCAGGAGGAGGGCAGGUAUCAGGGAAUUCAUUAAGGGUCUGCAUCCUAUGUCAUUUCUUCCCAAUGGGCUCAGAGAGUGUCAUUGCUUAGGGCUUGGCUGGAGGGGCAGCUGGGUUCUCUGUUGUCAAGAAGGGAGAUAGAUGAUCCCUUGAAUUGGCCUGAGCAUCUCCAUGAUGGGCUACCCCAGGGCAGGACAGUGUUCUGAGGUCACAGAAAUAGGUCAGCCUUUUCUGCUUAGUGGGCGGAAGUUGAAUGUAGCAGUUUCCCGCCUUUGCUGUCACCUGCACAAGCCCCUCUAGCCUCCAGCCCACCCUGAGGACAACCUGACACCUGGGUCUCCCUGCUGACCCUGGAAGACACCAACACUGCCAGGAUCCUGCUUCCCUCCUGUCUCUUGUCUUCCUCCUCUGCCUGAUAUGUCAGGGGCAGAGGCAAGGAAGGGCCCCAUUAAUCCCCAAAAGGCUCUUUUGUAAAGUUUUUGUAGUGAUUUUUACACCACCUGAAUAAAGAAUGAAUGGGC
This is a messenger RNA of Erinaceus europaeus (western European hedgehog), 2471 nucleotides long. RefSeq names its product serpin family F member 2 (gene SERPINF2). Bases 309 to 1784 code for a protein of 491 amino acids. Gene Ontology annotation, molecular function: serine-type endopeptidase inhibitor activity. The transcript has 10 exons. The record is from RefSeq and is a predicted model, not a curated record. NCBI's taxonomy places the organism in Eukaryota, Metazoa, Chordata, Mammalia, Eulipotyphla, Erinaceidae. Gene Ontology annotation, biological process: negative regulation of endopeptidase activity; negative regulation of fibrinolysis.